CAUACUACUUUUCAAUUGUACAGCUCCAACAUGAAAUACAAACUAAAGAGGAGUGAGAAAAGACAUAAAAUGCAGUAAUAAAUGCAACAAACACCAGGAUGUUUAGAGCAUCAAGCGACUUAACAAUAACUGCUUCUUCAAAGGCCGAUCAUAUAGAUCCACAAGAGGGAAACUCAAAAUGUUAGUAAGAAACCUUGUCUCAGGAUACAGUUUUGUUAAUUCUCAGUUGUUGGAAACUGCAGGCAGAUAGGUGAAUUGUCUGAUAUAUGACAUACACAGGCCUAGGCUAUUAAGGCGAUAAAGGUCAAUACCAAACCUAUACUUUAAGUUGGAAGUAAGUGGAAACUACUGUAAUUCUUGCAGUAAUUGGUCUAAUGUGCUUUGUAUUCAUGACCUAAGAUAGUAAAUCAGCCACCAUAUUUUGAACAGCUAUUGUGUCUAAAAUGACCUUAAGGCCACACUAAAUAUAUUACAGCAGUCAAACUGAAUAUUUACUAAGACAUAAUUAAAAUAGAAAUAUUUAAGGUUCACACAAUUCAAUAAUUUCCUAAGGCAAAGAAUUAACAGUUGUAUUCCAGAAAAGAUGCAGUACCAAGUGACAACAGUGAUCUAAAGAAUUUUUCACUCUUCAUGUUGGUACAACAUAAUGCCACCAUAAAAUUGGCUCUCAGCAUGGCCAAUCCCAAUUGCUCUUCUGUUGCAACUGCCUGCUAAAUGGUAUGGUCCAGAUUUGCACCUACAGUAUACCAAUUUUACGUAUGUAUGUAUGUAUGUAUGUAUGUAUGCCAGUUGGUCUUUUCCUAUAACUUUGCUAUUAUCUGUCGUCACAUUUUUAGCCAGCAGGAAAACAUCCCCCAACCCGAACAGUGCAGCAUAAAAGGGAUUGUAAUUCUACAACUUUGGGACAACCCCUAAGCCUCUCUACUAUCUUCCAGAUCCAAUUUGGGCAAAUUCCAAGAAGGCUCCCAAUUGUCUCAAAAAAUGUUUGAAUUGAGCAGUUCCAGCAUAUUUUAAUUCAGACAAGAAUAAUUAAACACUUACAGGGAGACAUCAGACCAGAAAUAGUUGCAAGUAGGGCGAGAGACCCUGAUAUAAUUACAUGGUUAACCAAGUCCUAUAGAACUGUAUAACUAGAUCCUGGGUCAACAAUUAUUUCAGGGAAAGUGAGAAAUUGGCACACACACAAAGAAACUGGCAAAUAAUAAAUGCCCAGUUUGACAACCCUCAUGAUUUUCCAGAUGCUGCACUGAGAAAAAUGCGAAAGCUGAUUGUUCCCUGGAAGCAUUUUGGAAUUAUAAAAAUAUAGAAUUGCAUACAGUAAAUAUGGUCCACUUCUUCUCUGAAUAAAAUAAUUGAACCUAUCUCUUCUUUUUGUACCUGGUUAGAAUACUGAAGAAAUACUGAUUCCAAAAUAGGGUGGGGGAAUAUGACCAUGAUGAAAGGAACAUAGGAUGACAGUAAACAUAUUGCUAAGAGGAUAACUGCUGGGAGUGAUAGUUGCAGUAAAGGCUAAUGACCAGAAGAGAGGAGUGCCUGUACCUCCAAACACAUCCAAAACAUAAUUUGAGCACACCCGUAACAAGUCAUCUGAUCUUAUCUCCAAAACAGUGGAUGGCAGAGCCACACCCAAAGCACAUAUUUGGUUGCACACGACAGGUACUGUAAUCUGAAUUUAACUCCAACAUAAUGGAUGGCACUGUUUAUCUUAUACAGUAUGACAUUUUGGUGGGAUACUGUCAGAUUGAGGGGGUGGGGAAACCUACUUUAUUCCAGGACAGAAAGGUAAGACACAAGAUUAUUUAAAUGAUGGGCUGAGAAUACGAUGAGACCAGCAUUGGGUAACAAAGGGAGAAGGCUGGAGUUAUUCAGGACACUGUGGUGCUGCUGUUGCUGCUGCAAACUGCAGAUGGGAACAGGACCUCUAACACCAGUGAGAGCGCUAAAGUUGAAAGGCUUGAUCCAUUUUAACUGAUACUGUACCAUGUCUUAGACAUGUUGUUGUCUUAGUCUAUCAAACUUUUGCUGAAAUUUCAUCCUGUUGGACUCUCACCCUACAAGUACUGUAGCUCCAACUCUCUAUAAAAUGGUUCACUCCAAACCUAUACGUCAUUUACAAAUUACCUAAGUCAAAAAUGGUUUGUCCCAAUCAGCUGUUGCAGCCUAUAGUUCAUUCUAGGCACACCCUUCCCAAUAAGAAUGGUUUGCUCCAUCAUUAGAGAACUUUAGCAAUUAGGUCCACAUAGGACGGCACCAGAAGACAAGAAAGAAACUAAUUAAUAUUAAUUAUUCUAUUUUCCCAGACUGAAGAAGACUGACGUCUCUUUCCACGGUUCUCAGAGCGUGUCAGGCAGGCCGGGCUAAUGGAGCGGUGCGCCUGCGUAGAGAGGGAGGUGGACAAAGUGCUGCAGAAGUUCCUGUGCUACGGCCAGCAUUGUGAGCGAGGCCUGGAGGAGCUGCUGCGCUACGUCAGCCAGCUGAGGGAGGAGCUGGGCGCUGCAGCUUUGCAGCGAGCACCUCUGUCUGCUACACUCUCCCUCGUUAUGUCCCAAUGCUGUAAGAAGAUCAAGGACACUGUUCAGAAUUUAGCUUCAGAUCACAAAGAUAUUCACAGCAGUAUCUCCCGGGUGGGCAAAGCAAUUGAUAGAAAUUUUGAUGCUGAUUUGUGUGGCAUUGUCCCUGCUUUGGUCUGGGAAUCCCAAGAGAAACAGAUCCUGGUGUUGGCAAUUAUAGAGCACCUCUAUCAACAAGGAAUGCUGGGAGUAGCUGAAGAACUGUGUCAGGAAUCAACUGUGAAUGUGGAUGUAGACUUCAAAAAGCCAUUCCUGGAACUGAACAGCAUUCUGGAAGCUCUGCACAAACAAGACCUGGGACCUGCUCUGAGCUGGGCAAUCUUCCACAGGCAACAGCUGGCUGAUCUGAACAGCACUCUGGAGUUUCAGCUGCAUCGGCUCCAUUUCAUCAGGCUUCUUUCUGGUGGCCCAGGCAAGGAGUUGGAGGCCCUGAGCUAUGCACGUCACUUCCAGCCCUUUGCCCACCUACACCAGCAAGAGAUUCAAGUGAUGAUGGGCAGUCUGGUAUACCUACGCUUAGGCCUGCAGAACUCUCCAUAUAGGCAUCUACUGGAUGAAAGUCAUUGGACAGAGAUUUGCGAGACUUUCACUCACGAUGCAUGUGCCUUGCUGGGUCUCUCAGUGGAGUCACCUCUAAGUGUCAGCUUUGCCGCAGGGUGUGUAGCACUGCCAGUACUGAUGAACAUCAAGGCUGUGAUUGAGCAGAGACAGUGCACAGGUGUUUGGAGCCACAAGGAUGAGCUGCCUAUUGAAGUUGAGCUAGGGAUGAAAUGCUGGUAUCAUUCAGUCUUUGCAUGUCCCAUCCUACGCCAACAGACCACAGAUUCCAAUCCACCUAUCAAGUUGAUUUGCGGACAUGUUAUUUCUCGAGAUGCCCUCAAUAAGCUUAUCAACGGAGGGAAAUUGAAGUGUCCAUACUGCCCCAUGGAACAAAAUCCAGCUGAUGGAAAACGCCUCAUCUUUUGAUAAUGGCAAGACUUGUUAUGAAAUGGGCUCUUCAGAUACAGCAGUUGUGUGCAAGCAGAACUCCAUAAUGUCCUGCUUAAUAACAACAGCUGCUAUACUAUGGAAGCUGACUAGUAUAGUGGACUUUCCAGGAGGAGACAACGCAAUAUUCUGUACACGUACUCCUCUCUCUGCCUGUCUGAGGCUUCAUCCUGGGGGCUUCAACAGGCACUGCUCCUGUUGAAGAGUUUACCCCUCUCUGUUCACAGUUCUAUUUCUUGUUGGAUUAUACCACAAGCACUGUACGUGGAACUGCUAUCCCCACUUUUAAUGCUUACAGAUUAUGGAGUUUUUGAAAAUGUGUUUCAGAAAAAUGCAAUAUAUCUGAGGUAAAGAAAAGCAUGUGUAGAACCCAGUUUACUCCUGAUUUGAAGAAAACUUUAAAGUAAAUUGGAAUGGAAAUGAGGACAAUUGUAGGCUUAAUGAUGUUCCUUAACAUUUUGUUUAAGUCAGCCUCCAUAUACAAUAUAGUUCAGACAGUAAAAAGCAGUAAUUAUAAAAUUGAAUGUUUCCUUAGGAAAAAAUCUGAAUACAAAUAUAUAAUAACCUACUUAUGUAAGCAGAGAAAAAAAACACUAGGGUCAACUUAUUAUAAGCACUAUACUGGUACAGGAUAACAUAUCGACAGUAAUAAAUAUACAUAUAUGAGGACCAAUUCUUUUCCUUAUGUAAACAAUUCAUAGCAUCAGAGCAUGUACUAUUUAAAUAUGGUAACAUUAAUUAAAACCUGUAUAAGUAAUGGAAUAGUUUGGUGCUAAACAGCCUCUAAUAAAAUGUUGCAUUUUGUAUCUUAAAUCUGCUUUAGAGAUGCUAAUAUCACAUCCUUAGGCAUAGAUUACCCUAAUGUAUGGGACUGGUAUUCUUGUGAAAUAAUCUUAAAGAUUUCCUCAAAGAAAGAAAUUACAGCUCUUUAGAAAUAAUUUGGAAGAGUGACAGCAUUAUUGUAACUUGGAGGCCUUAAGAACUAGUGUCUAUAACUUGCAUUUUACAAAAUGUAAGUUAGAAACUGGGGCUGCCUUUUUCUGAAACAAAGAUCUGUACUGACCUGGAGGAAGGAUAAUUGAGAAAUCAAUUGCCGCCAUAGACUUUGAGAGUAGCCAGUGGCUUUAUCUUGCAGCAUGAGUUCUCAAUUCUGUCCAAUCCUGUGCGUUUCAUGUGUCUAAAGGAGGCAGCAGAUGACAUAGAAACAAAUCAAUUCCUUUUCCUUUACUGUGCAUGUUGCCAUAUGAUGUGAUACCUACAAAAUUAUAUUCAAACCUUCAAAGUAAGACUCAUUUGUAUAAAGCAUCUUAGCCUAGCUGGC
Messenger RNA from Python bivittatus (Burmese python), 4878 nucleotides. It is a transcript of the gene RMND5B, whose product is annotated as required for meiotic nuclear division 5 homolog B. Gene Ontology annotation, cellular component: GID complex; nucleus; cytoplasm. The record is from RefSeq and is a predicted model, not a curated record. Gene Ontology annotation, molecular function: ubiquitin protein ligase activity; protein binding. Gene Ontology annotation, biological process: proteasome-mediated ubiquitin-dependent protein catabolic process. NCBI's taxonomy places the organism in Eukaryota, Metazoa, Chordata, Lepidosauria, Squamata, Pythonidae.